Drosophila novamexicana is the source of this 1183-nucleotide messenger RNA. RefSeq lists its product as uncharacterized. The record is from RefSeq and is a predicted model, not a curated record. The transcript is spliced from 2 exons. The coding region runs from base 157 to 1080 and encodes 307 amino acids. Lineage: Eukaryota; Metazoa; Arthropoda; Insecta; Diptera; Drosophilidae.
AAUAAAUUUUUUUUUAAUUUCUUUUUAAUCGCGUUUAGAAUCUGCUUCUCUCAAAAUUUAAUGUUUGUGUUUUUAUAUCUUUAACUUUUUAUAUGCAUGUAUAUAUCUUGGUUGCUUUUUGUUUCUUUUUUUUUUUUUUAUUAAAUCCAACUCAAAAUGAAGUCUUCAGUGUUCAAUACACUGACCUAUCAGAAUAUGGUAAAUUCAAAUAACAAGCUCAAGUUUUAUACAGUACAAAAAGAGUUGACAAGUCCAUCGAAUAUCCAUGAAUUGAUGGUAGCAUCGCCCACCAAUGCCGAUCUGCGUGGAUCAAAGUUUGUGAAGCCCUCCAAACGUCGCGGUCGCGGCGACCUGUCGUCUAGGCAGGUGCCUGAUUGGUCGCAGAUUCUGGAAGAGUAUAUGCCACGGCCCUACAAUCGUGGCAAACGUGCCAAUGUGGCAAUGCCCGUGGUAUUGCGCAAUAAGAGUCCGUUUACACGUUUGAAUCCCGAAAUUGUGCCACAGAAGCGCGUCAUGGAGACGUCCUAUUUGCGUUUCCUAUAUAGAACCUAUACGUUGCCACACAAUAAGAACACAGAUGUCCUGGAAAAAUUGCCCAGCGGCGAUUCGCACAUCAACAACUCGGAGGCUGACGAAGACGAAUAUCAGCAACAGGCGUCGCGCAAUACGGCAGGCUUUUAUUAUGAACUGAUGAGAGGAAUAACACGACUGGAUCUACAGACAUGCAUAAAUGGUUUCAUAACUUCCCUGCAACGUUUGGCCGCAAUCAUACUCAACAUGAUAUCUAGUGUACCGAUCAGCCGAAUUAACGAAUAUAUGUUAAGGACGUGCACAUUUAUGAGACGUGGUGUCGGUUUCGUGAGAGAACUUCUCAGCUACGAAGCAGAAUCUAGACGCUUGCAUCAAAUUGCAUACUAUAUAUUGGUCAUAACGAAUCGAUGCCAGAGAUGCCACUGUCAUUUAAGACAUAAUCCAACCAUUGCGGACGCAUUGCCACCAAACUCAGUUGCACCAUAUCGGACAAGGGAGCGUUCCCUGGUGGACCGCGAACGAAGCAUGCUUCUACUUGGUGUCGAUUAGAAAACCUUAUGCAAAAGCCCAAUAUAAGUAGUUAUUUCUUUGUCGACAAGUCGAUUAAAAUUUUAUGUUUAAUUUACCGAACAAGCCAAAUUGCUACCAAAUA